UUGCUAGGAAAAACACGAGAUCUGCCGGAAAGGCCCGAGAAGUUGCGAUAUGUAGUGCAGACGACAGUGGACGUGAUGUCAAGAGUCGGAUAAAACUAUAGUUCUGUGGAAGAAGAGGCCGUCGACCAGGAAGAGGAGUAAACACGAAAUAGGAAGAUCAAACAUGGAUAUUGUCGCCAUUUUGAGUUGUAGGUCUUUAUGAGGUGCAUAGUUUGUUAAACGAAACCUACUACUCAAUCACGUGAUUUUAUACAGGAAACCUAACCAGGAAGAGAAAAAACAAGCACAUUUUCGCCAUUUUGAGUUGAAGGUGAAAAGAUGCAUUACGAGACUCAGGUAACCGAUCGAUAGGAGAGUCGCUAGCUGUAUUCAGGCCGUCGCUCAGACGACAGUGCAUGUGCUUGUAGAGCUGGACGUACACAUGUUUAACGCCCCACUGUUUUAUUGCAAUGGAGACAUUUUGAAUUGUUUCAGUACUGGGAGAUGUGUUUAUAAAAUGGUUCUAAUGCAUGAACAUGAGUAAAAGUAUCUGACCAUGGACAAGCGCUGGGCCCAGGAUGUGUUACGGUGUCGUCUCUGUGAGACCCCGGGCCCCCUUAUGUACUGUGACAUUUGUCACAUACAUCUGUGUAAAGCCUGUGUGGGGGAACAUCUCUCUGAUCAAUCCAAAGAACACAAAGUGCUGCCAUUUGAAAAGAGAGGAUCUACUCCUAAAUGUCGAAAACAUCCCUCAAACAUAAGUGUACUUUACUGUGAACAAUGUGACAUUCCUAUUUGUGCAACAUGUGCUUCCUCUAAAGAACACUGCGAACAUAAAUUUAUUGAAAUAAUUAAAAACAUUGACAGCAAGAAAGAAAUAAUUCAAAAAGAUUUACAAGAACUGAAGAAAUCCAUUUUACCUAAAUACCAAGAGAUUGCAUCCAUUAUCCCAGUCCAAAGAUCUGCUCUGAAUGAAAACUCCCAGAAAUUAACAACAGAAAUCGACAAACAUGGAGAAGACUUGCACACAGAAAUAAACACCAGUAUCAGAAACAUGAAAUCUAACAUGGAGGAAAUGGACACCAAACACCUGGCUGUCUUAGACAAAGAGGAAGAUAAAGUUAAACACACCAUUUCUGAAAUCACACAGAUCAUUGCUGAACUGAAGAAGUUACUGGACUCCAAUGAUGUCAGCCGUGUCUCUGCCUACAAAUCCAGGAAUGCUGAAUUCAGAAGAUUGCCUCCUAAACUCACGGUGUCCUUACCAAGUUUUACCCCUCAGAAGAUCAACAAAGAACAGCUUUAUCAACAGUUUGGUUCUCUGUCAGCGUCAUCUAUCAAAACAGAAGAACAUGGCUACACCAUGGAAUCUCCCGGUGCUGAGUCCUCUCCCCCGGACAGACCGCUCAUUGAUGUACCACGGAUCAUCACACAGAUAUACACCGAGUGUAGAGGAUUACGCCGUGUGUCCUGUCUGAGUGAUGAGGAGAUGUGGACGAGUGGUGAUGACACAAUCAUGAGACUGUACAACCUGAGUGGGGAACAAGUGAAGUCAGUCCAAACCAAGUCAGGGGACUCUCCACAGGACAUAGCAGUGACAAGGAGUGGGGAUCUAGUUUAUACUGAUUACAAAGAUAGAACUGUGAACAUAGUGAAGAAUAAAAAGAUAAAGACAGUGAUCAGACUACGGGGGUGGAGACCUCGCGGUGUCUGUAGUACCUCCUCUGGUGACCUCCUGGUUGUCAUGGACAGUGAUGAUGAUAAACAAACAAAAGUUGUGUGUUACUCUGGCUACACAAAGAAACAAAGUAUUCAUUACGACGACAAAGGACAACCUCUCUAUUCAUCUGAUGGAGAUAAAUACAUCAAUGAGAACAGGAACCUAGAUAUAUGUGUGUUAGACCGUAGAGCCCGUGCAGUAGUGGUGGUCAAUCAGGCCGGGAAACUCCGGUUUACCUACACUGGUCCUCCCUCUACUACCUGGGGAUCAUUUGAUCCAUACGGCAUCACAACAGACAGCCAGGGUCGGAUCCUGACAGCAGACUGGGGCAUAUAUAACAACAACCGAAUCCACAUCCUGGAUCAGGACGGACAGUUCCUCCGCUACAUUGACAACUGUGAUUUACAGUAUCCUUGUGGUUUAUGUGUGGACACCAGAGACAACCUCUUUGUGGCUGAGUGGAGAACAGGUAAAGUGAAGAAAAUACAAUAUGUCUAGAACAUUACACAGCAGUGUAACAUUGUUUAUAUGUAUUACAUGUUGACAAACUGACUGUUUGGUUAUAUAAAACAUGUAUUAGCAUAAAGAUGAUUAAUAUAUUAUAUAAUAGAGUCACACAUAUAUAUAUAUACGUCCAUUUAGUUCAUUUCAACAAUAUCAUUGUUUUGUUUAUCAUGUUUAUACAUCAUACUAACAAACUGUUUUAGUGUAGUGUUUGUAUUGUCCACAAAUUGACCGUUUAUACAUUUAAUGUCAAAACAAACUGUGUACAAUAUAAGAAUACAAUCGGAGAAACUGUGUUUGGUAUUUGUCAAAGAAAUCAAAACAUUUUAAUGUUGACAAAAUGACACUAAUGGUUGAAUUAGAUAUCUUUGAAAAACUUUUUUUAGCUCUCCUUUAUAUUAAGUUAUGAGUUAAUUUCUACCCUUUAUAUAAGAAAAAAUAAAUCAUACGUUUUCUUCUCUCAAACAUUAUCAAAGCAGAAAAAGUAAAGGUACAUGUACCACAUUUGUUGAACAUUAGAAUGGUGUUUAUUUUAUCUUUGUCCAUUAUGAUUUCUGUCACUGAAGAUUAAGUAACUUUUGUUUCUUACACACUAGUAAUAAACCCUGCAGUUGUACAUUGUAUACUUUAAAUAAUGUGUUAUCAUGUCUAAUAAAUGAUUUGUAAACAACUUUG
Magallana angulata is the source of this 2878-nucleotide messenger RNA. Its product is annotated as E3 ubiquitin-protein ligase TRIM71-like. Gene Ontology annotation, biological process: protein polyubiquitination; proteasome-mediated ubiquitin-dependent protein catabolic process. Lineage: Eukaryota; Metazoa; Mollusca; Bivalvia; Ostreida; Ostreidae. Gene Ontology annotation, molecular function: ubiquitin protein ligase activity; zinc ion binding. The record is from RefSeq and is a predicted model, not a curated record. The transcript has 5 exons. Bases 536 to 2197 code for a protein of 553 amino acids.